CGCCUUUUAGCUGAAACAGUGACUACAGUGGAUAUGGGGUUAAAAAGAACAGAAAAAAACUGUAAAUCUCUUUCUGGCAGAGCCUUGUGAAAUCUUGUGUAAUUGACUUGACCCACAUGGAGGGGUAGCCACCUCCUUCAAUACAGCCUCAUUACUCUUCCACACUCCACCUUGAUUACUUGCCCCGUGAUUCUUCAUCCUUAAACCACAACCACAGGGAAGCCAUGGGAAACGCACAGAGUGGAGGGAUUCCCAAAGAGUUUGUGGAUGACCUCAAGCUGACCACCAGGUUCUCUGAAGCUGAGAUCACCCAGUGGUAUGAGAACUUCCAGAAGCAGUGUCCUACAGGUCGCAUCACACUACAACAGUUCGAGGAGAUCUACGGCAAAUUCUUCCCAGACAGUGAUGCCAAGGCCUAUGCCCAACACGUUUUUCGGUCCUUUGACACCAACGAUGAUGGAACAUUAGACUUUAAGGAGUAUGUCGUUGCUCUUCACAUGACCUCCUCAGGCAAGUCGACCUUGAAGCUGGAGUGGGUCUUCUCACUGUUUGAUGUGGACAAGAAUGGUUACGUCACAAAACCUGAAGUGUUGGAACUCAGCGAGGCCCUUUUCAAACUCAUACCCAAAGACAAGCAGGCAAAUCUUCCCAGUGAUGAAAGCACACCAGAGAAAAGAGCAGAGAAACUCUGGGCCAUCUUUGAAAAAAAGGACAAUGAGCGAGUCGCAGAGGGGGAGUUCAUCCAAGCCAUCGAAGAAAGCGAAGUUGCACUACGUCUCAUUCAGUAUGAUCAUAAAUGAUCCAACAUAAUCAUGAUCAUGUCAUGCUUGACUUCACGUGCAUUUGUUGUAUAUUAAAUGUGCUCAUUAAAGAUUCACCAUCCUUAAUGUGCAUGUCGCCAUUGUGUUCUGUUAGUUUCACAAACCUUUUUAAGCAAUAAAUAUCUGUUUAAAAAUAGUGCAUUCCAUUUUGAUUUCUAUAUAUUUGGUAUAUUUGAUUUCUGUCAUGCAUUUGUUGAAUUAAAGGUUUGUAUGCACGGCCCUUUGUUUAAUCACAUACCUUUAUAGAGUAAUUCUAAUAGACACUUUUUAGAUUGUAGUUUGUAGAUUUAUGUUCAGUUGAUGUAUGCCGUUGUUUAGUGUCCAGUUUGGUGUCAAAAUGUGUUAUGAGUGAAACCAAUGAAGUUGUUGAAGGUGUUUGAUUAUUCUCCCACAUUAAGAUAUGGUGUCAUUGCUUUUUAUUUUAAUUUCAUCCAAACAAGGUUUAUUUUUGCACUAUACUACAUUGUGUUCCUAAUAAUAUUAUUGCAUUACAGUGGUGUAAAGAUGACAUAUCACAAGUAUUAUCACAGAUAAUGUUUUUGAUUUGAAUAUUCAGUCUUUUACCAGGGUUGGAAUGAGAAACGAAUGCAACUGUGUGUAUACUUUUAGCAUAACCUGAAUAUGCAUGCUGUAACCUAACCAUCAAAACACCAUUCACUUAAAACAUAAGCAAAAGUAUUUCUCCUCUAUUGUCCUUUGUGAUUUUGAUUUUCUUUCGUACCGUUUCUCAUUCUCUCCAUCUCUCACUUGAUCUCUGUCUCUUACUGGGGAGAUUAUUCACAUAAUCUUCUGUUCAGCUUUUGAAAGCAUCUGUCUAAAGCUGCUGGAAUUAUUGUUUGUUGUAAUCUGUCCAUCACUCCAUCUUGUUGUAUAUUCAGAUUAUGUCAUAUUGUGCUUGGUUCUCUUAUUAAAAAAGCAAAAUAUAA
Messenger RNA from Megalobrama amblycephala (Wuchang bream), 1747 nucleotides. RefSeq names its product recoverin 3 (gene rcvrn3). The transcript has 4 exons. The record is from RefSeq and is a predicted model, not a curated record. NCBI's taxonomy places the organism in Eukaryota, Metazoa, Chordata, Actinopteri, Cypriniformes, Xenocyprididae. Bases 225 to 800 code for a protein of 191 amino acids. Gene Ontology annotation, molecular function: calcium ion binding.